GAAAUAACUUUUGGUGUGUGUGUGUGUGUGAAAGUGUAGAGUGUGUCCUGGAAAUAAUUCCUGCCUGUUAUUAUUGUGUGUGCUCCGGUUGACAUCAUGGCAGCACAGAGAUCCAGUCUGGGUAAUAAUGACGUGCCACCGGUGGUUCCCGGCCGAAGUCGUUCACCGUCCUACAUCCGGAGCAUUUCCGCUUCUCAAUUGCCGACCGCCACCAUGUCCUCACCAAACAACAACAACAACAACAAUAAACCGCCACCCGUUCCCAGGAAUUCACUCAUCAGGAGCAAAAGUGCUCAACUCUACCAACAACAACAGGCUAGUCAAGUAAUGACGCCGUUACCUCAUCCCCCAAUUCAAGUGAAAAACAACCACCACCACCACCACCCACUCAACGAUCCUGUUGCAGCAGCUGGAGGCCAUCACCACAACAACAACAACAACACGAAAGAUUUGCCGGAAUCAAUUCCGGCUGAACCCGUUUUGAUGUCCAAAAGUUUUUCGUUCGAGUCGCCCAAUGGCGUCAGACGCAAAAUUCCCGUCACGCCCGUCCUCUCCACCGGCCCGAAAAAAUCCAGCCAACAUCACGACACUCUACACUAUCGACAUGGAACUCUGGUUUUUCCGUCCGACUCGGUUGGCCAGCCAAACAAAUCCAUCGACUCUAUUCCGGUCCAGUUGAAUUCGCCCAGUCAAAGUCCGUCAGAGGCUGUGAUGAGUCCAGCAGCAGGGACAGCAGGGCCAGUCAUCCACCACUACCAGUUCAGCCAUCCAGCAGCAAUUUUCAAUCAAUUCGUCGUGUCGCUGGUCGAUCACAGCCUCUUGAAAUUGUGCCAGGACGGUGACGUCGUGGCUCUGUCACGAUACCUCGCCCUCCAUCACGAAAAAGUUCCAGCCAGGAGCCUCAACGCCGUCGAUGCCACUGGAAAAUCGAGUUUGUUACACGCGGCCAUGACGGGAAAUGUUCCCAUUGCCCGUCUGCUCGUCAAAUUACCCGGACUGGACGUGAAUUUGGCGGACAACGAAGGCAACACGGCUCUUCACCUGGCCGCCCAAGCAGGUCACGCCGAUAUCGUCAGUCUACUCACGUUGUCUCCCAAUCUGACCAUCGACAUCCGCAACAACGCCGGCCUAACCGCUUUGAUGAAAGCUUCGCUUCAGGGGCGUGUCCGGUGUACUCGGCUGCUGCUAUUGGCCGGCGCUUCGCCCGUCCUGAGAGAUUUCGGCCGGGGAUUGUGUUCGGUCGAAUGGGCCCGGUUGACGGGCCGCAGCAAAUGCGUCGAAAUCAUCGACAAGUACAUGGACAAGAUGCAACUCAAUCCGGGACUGGGAUUAAAAUCCUUCCAUCACGGCGGCGGAGUGGUGGCCUCAUCCGAGCCCAGUCUCCAGCAAUUCUCCAAACGAUCCUCCCUCGUUCUCCUUCCCUCUUCCAAGACCAAAGAUUCUUGGGUGAAGAAUACUUUGAAAAAAGCUAUUCGCAUCGUCAGCGGAGGAUCGGAUCCGCCCAGCAAUAAAGGAUCGACUUUCAGCGUCGCAUCUCAAUUGACUGGCAGCGGAGUGAUGAGCGCCAGUGUCUUACUGCCCGGCGAUCCUUCCAGGAGAUCCUCGAUGCCCGUUUUACCGACCAGUUCUGGUGGAGGAGGAGCUUCUGGAAUUGUUGCCGAACUUUUUGAUCGCCACCGAUCGCAAUAUCACCAGGGUCGAUCAUCAUCGCAUCAGCAUUCGAAUUUCGCGGUCCCGCGGAUUCAAGUUUCCUAUUGGAGCAACACGGCGGGUGGCAACAUCCCCCCACCGCCUUCGGGCACUCCAAAGGUCAUCCCGCCCGAAAUGCGACCGAGCCACAGUCGGCAACGGUCAAGAAGUUCCAUUCGAUCUUGAAUCUUUU
This is a messenger RNA of Daphnia pulicaria, 1882 nucleotides long. RefSeq lists its product as uncharacterized. NCBI's taxonomy places the organism in Eukaryota, Metazoa, Arthropoda, Branchiopoda, Diplostraca, Daphniidae. The transcript is spliced from 7 exons. The coding region runs from base 97 to 1875 and encodes 592 amino acids. The record is from RefSeq and is a predicted model, not a curated record. Gene Ontology annotation, molecular function: protein binding.